Messenger RNA from Rosa chinensis, 4971 nucleotides. RefSeq lists its product as uncharacterized. NCBI's taxonomy places the organism in Eukaryota, Viridiplantae, Streptophyta, Magnoliopsida, Rosales, Rosaceae. Gene Ontology annotation, molecular function: nucleic acid binding; RNA-DNA hybrid ribonuclease activity. The transcript is spliced from 2 exons. The record is from RefSeq and is a predicted model, not a curated record. Bases 1 to 4971 code for a protein of 1656 amino acids.
AUGGGUUCAGUUCGUCUGCAGAACGGAAUGCUCCGACUUAUCAAGUGGACACCAUCUUUCUCCCCUUCGACCUAUAAAAAUACCUUUGCACAAGUCUGGGUUCGUUUUUGGGACUUGGGUUUUGCCUUUUGGGAUCAACACACUCUCUAUGAAAUUGCCUCAGGAGUUGGUACUCCAUUGAAACUGGAUCCCCGUACAAAAAACCGUACUAUUGGUUUGUAUGCCAGAAUCCUUGUGGAUGUGGACUUUUCACAAUCUCUUCCGGAUAAACUCAGAGUCACUAGAGCUAAUGGUGAAGUGGUAGUCAUUGGAGUUGAAUUCGAGUCUAUGCCGGUGAUUUGCAGUAAAUGUGGGAUUGUUGGCCACGUAGCUUCUUCUUGUCGAGCUGUGGUGAGUGAGGACGCAGUCCCAUGUGUUCAAAAGGAGCGUGGGAGAUCCAUGGUACGCUCUAGCAGCAAGCACCGCAAGCCGCGGUCUCGCAGAAAUCAUGCCUCGGCCCAAGUUACGGUACAUCCCUCUCCAACGCAACGUCCGCUUCAUCCACUGAAACUUGGGAUAACAUCAGGCUCUGGCAACCCUACUGUGCUUGAGAAACCUCUGAUAGAGGUUGACAUUCCAUCAACAAACCUAGGGCACAGUGCUCCCUCCAUGAAGGCUGUGGUUCAAUCAUUUGACCAACCUCCCAUUGGUCAUGUUCUGGAUAAUACUCAAGUCCCAGAAAAGACUGGGCAAACGGAGGAUAUUCCAAUGCGGCAAGUGGAAGAAGUUCAGGCUUCCUCCUCGCUUAGUGUGCCUCCAGGUUUUCAAAAACCUAUGCUGGUAACAGAACAGGUGAGUAAUUCAUUAGAUGAAGUGAGUACAGCUGGUGUUAACACGAUAGAAUUGGAGGAGGUAGAGUUCACUCCAGUCAUCUCCAAGAAAAAUAAAAAACUGCUUAAAGUGGCUACAAAGCCUAAGGCAGCAACACUACUUCCCAGUUCUCUCUGGAAAUAUUUGAAUCUUAAUUUAUGUGCUACUAAUGAUCGGGGGUCACAAGCUCCCAACCUUUGGUUGUUAUGUCCUAUUGAUGUUAGGCCCGUUCUGCUCUCGGCAACUGAUCAGCAAAUAACGGUAUCUUGUUCUCUGGAUGGUAUACACUGCACCGUUACAGCGGUUUAUGCUAAAACUACCAUGCAGGGUCGCCGUAAACUCUGGCAAGAUUUAUCUGAUAUUCAUCAAAAUAGAAUUCAAGGGCCGUGGUUGAUGCUGGGUGAUUUUAAUUGUGUUCUUGGUGCGCAUGAGAAACGGGGAGGGAGAGUUCCUAAUGCAAUUGCUUGUCGGGACUUCCAACAAAUGUGCACUUCUUGUGGCAUGCUGAAUAUUGACACUAAAGGAGUGUACUAUACCUGGUCAAAUGGCAGAACUGAUGUUAGACUUGACAGAGCUUUUGGUAAUUCAGACUGGUUCGAGGCAUGGGCAAAUUUCGAGUGUCGUACGCUUACAAAGUCUUCUUCUGACCAUUAUCCUAUCAUGGUUUCUUGUUCUCGAUUGGAUUUUGUUCCUCAUGCUCCUUUCCGAUUUCAAGGUAUGUGGUUUAAGCAUCCAGGUUUCUUUGCAAUGGUAAGAGAGUUUUGGACCAAUAAAGCAGUUUAUGGUUGUCCAAUGUAUAUCCUUGCAACUAAACUGAAAGCUCUUAAAGCUAUGCUGAAGGUUUGGAAUGCCGAAUCUUUUGGUGACAUUAAUCUGCGAGUUAAAGCCUCCAGAGCAGUGCUAGAUAGUAUACAACAGGAGAUUUCAGAUUUGGGGUCUUCAGAGGCCAGACUUAGACUUGAAGACAUGGCAUCCUUGACUUACCAAACAGACUUAUCAAUGCAAGAAUCUUUCCUGAGAAGCAAAGCGCGUGUUCGUUGGUUAAUUGAAGGGGAUCGCAACACUACGUUUUUACAUAAUAUGGUGAAGAUUCGUCGAGUUCAUAAAACUAUGACGUCAAUUAGAGUGGGGUCCCAAGUAUUUCAUAGUCAAGAUCAGAUUGCAUCCCAAGUGGUAGAUCAUUUUGAGGCAUUAUUCAGUAGGGACUCCAGUAUCAUUGACACAGGGCUAGUGGCGCGCACAAUUCCAACUCUAGUAACUGAGGCAGAGAAUUUAAGUCUUACCUCUAAGCCAUCAGCAGAGGAGAUUCAUAAAGCAGUGUUGAAUUUAGAUGGUUCCAGUGCGCCAGGUCCUGAUGGAUUUGGAGGUAUUUUUUUCCAAGAUUGCUGGGAAUUGGUAGCCUUGGAGGUAAUUGCUGCGGUAAAUAGUUUCUUUGACAAUGGUUUUAUUCUCCCCCAUUUCAACUCCACCUUAAUCAUUUUGAUUCCUAAGAAGGAAGAAGCUGAUAGUAUCUCAGAUUAUCGUCCCAUUGCUCUGGCGAAUUUCAUUUUCAAAGUAAUCACGAAAAUUUUAGCUGACAGACUUGGGUUGGUUGCUUCUAGGAUUGUUUCCUCUAACCAAAGUGGAUUUAUCAAGGGUCGUUCAAUAGUGGACCCAGUUAUUCUUACAUCUGAAUGUGUGAACCUUCUGGACAGAAAUGGUAAAUGGGGUAAUAUCGCUAUCAAACUCGAUAUCAGCAAGGCUUUUGAUACAUUAGAUUGGGGUUUUUUACUGCGAGUUCUUCAAGCUUUUGGGUUUGAUUCAUUAUUUAUCAGCUGGAUUCAUAAUAUUCUUAAGUCUGCUUGGUUGUCAGUUUUAAUAAAUGGCAAUUCAUGUGGUUUCUUUCAAUGCUCAAGGGGCGUCAGACAAGGGGACCCUCUUUCGCCGCUUCUCUUUUGUUUAGCAGAAGAGGUUUUAAGUCGAGGUUUAUCAACAUUGGUCUCAAAGGGCAAAAUCUCCCCCAUUGCAGCUCCAAGAAAGGUACGCCCUCCUUCUCAUGUAUUAUUUGCUGAUGAUGUAAUGGUAUUUAUGCAGAGCAACCCUCGUGGUCUUCGUGCUCUUAUGAAAUUCUUGGAUGAAUAUGCAAUUAAUUCGGGUCAGGUUGUGAACAAAAGUAAAUCAUCUGUUUUUUUGGGGAAAUAUGCUCAGCGGCGCAAAGUUUACAUCCAACAUGUUUUGGGCAUCAGAGAAGGAUCAUUGCCCUUCACCCAUCUUGGUGUCCCUAUCUAUAAAGGGUGUCCGAAGCCAUCCUAUUUCAGAACCAUUGCAGACAAAGUAAGAUGUAAACUCUCUUCUUGGAAGGGUAAGCAACUCUCACAGGCUGCCAGACUUCAGCUCAUUUCUUCUGUUAUUCACAGUCAGCUCUUGCAUAGUUUUCAAGUUUAUGCUUGGCCUAGGUCUAUUCUUUUAAAAGUGCAGCAAUGGACACGGAAUUUUUUCUGGUCUGGUGACCCCCUAAAGAAAGGCUCGGCACUUAUUGCUUGGGAUACAUGUUGUCUUCAGCUUGAGCAAGGAGGUUUGGGUUUAAAGAAUUUAUUUCAUUUUAACCAGGCUUUGCUCCUAAAGAAUUGUUGGAACAUAGUCAAUGGCUCAUCCCCUUCAGCAGCCCUCCUGAGAGAGCGUUUUUUUUCUCAUGAUUUGCUCCCUAUUCAGUAUUAUCAACGCUCCUCAAUGUGGCCUGGUCUUAAAAAAUUAUGGGGCUCUUUCUACUCUAAUCUCCAGUGGUUGGUGGGAGAUGGUAGCAGAAUUUCUUUCUGUUCGGACAAUUGGUUGGGUGCUUCCAUCUCUUCCAUUCAUCAGAUCACGCCAGUGGUGCAGUCCCUUAUGCCAUCCAGAGUUAGUGGUUUUAUUAAAAAUAAGCAAUGGGCAAUUCCUCCUAUCUUUUCUUUUUUCUUUCCAGAUCUUGCUUCAAGAAUUUCUAAUGUGGUGUUGCCUCUGGAAAAUGAGAGGGACCAAGUAAUAUGGCCUUCUAAUGCAGCUGGAAUGUUGACAACCAAAGAUGCUUUCAUGUUUCUCUCGCCACCUAGGCCUUUAGUUCCAUGGUGCAAUUUGAUUUGGAAUAAGGCUUUACAGCCCCGCAAGAGCCUAGUGACUUGGAAGGUCUUAAAAAAGAGGAUCUUAACUGAUGACCUUUUAGCAAGAAGGGGUUUUUCUCUCUGCUCUCAGUGCUCUAUUUGCCGAAUUCAGGGUGAGUCUUUACAUCAUCUUUUCUAUGAGUGUGAUUUAAUCCAUGUUUUUUGGAGUUGGCUUGUUCCUUUUUUCCACAAAAGAAUUAUGCCGGGUACAUCUCUUGUUGAUCUUCUAUCACCAGAUUUUCUAAAUGGGAUGACUAGUGCUUCAAAAACUCUAUGGAGUUUUGCUUUUUGCAAUGCUCUGUGGUGCAUAUGGUCGAUGAGAAACAAAAUUCGGUUUCAUGAGGCUACUUUUAAUUUAGCACUGUUUAAGCAUUGGUUUCUAGUUUCCUUGAAAGAGUCUGCCUCCAUUCACUUUAUGCCAUGCUCUAACCCUUUGAGAAUGCAAGGCCUAUUUGAUGUGCUAGGUCUUUCGUCCUUGACUGUAAAAGCUCCAAAAUAUAUCCCAGUGCAAUGGAUCCCCCCCCCCCCAAUGCAUUGGUUGAAGGUGAAUACAGAUGGUUCUUUUCGAGACAAUAGCACAGCUGGAUUUGGGGGGAUAUUUAGAGAUUAUGAGGGUCAGUUUAGAGGAGCUUUUGCUAAAAAAGUGGAGACUCUCAGUGCAAUUGAUGCGGAAGUGUUGGCAGUUAUUGAGGCUUUGAGGAUUGCUUGGGUUAAGAGUUGGACUCACAUCUGGCUCGAAACCGACUCCAUGCUGGUGGUUCAGUAUUUCAAAAAUCCAAAGUUAGUUCCAUGGAGGCUACGGAGGGCAUGGUCUAACUGUUUGUCUUCCAUCCGUAUGAUCCACUUUCGAGUCUCUCAUACUUUCCGGGAGGGGAACACUGUAGCUGAUGCUCUUGCUAAUCAUGGUGCUCUCAAUGUGGGUUAUAGCUGGUGGGAUGACCUUCCAUCCUUUAUUGCUGGUCAUUAUGGGCGCGACCUGUCUUCUAUGGUUUAUUAUAGAUUUCGGUGA